UGAUCUUUGAAUCCCCGGCAGCUGAGCGUCCUAACAACUCCUUCUCUCCACCCAUCGACUACUAUGUGAAGUCGCCAAACCACAUUUCAGCGAAACAGCAGCGAGCACCACUCCGCCGCCGGUAAUAUUUUCCGAGAGCUAUAGCCCCUGUGGCCCUGUCUCAUCUUCGAUUUUGCAGACCCUGCGCCGGCCUCCCCACACUUCAAGUUGCCUGGAGGACUGUGAUUGUCCGCCCACGGUGCAGUAGUCGCUGCCUGCCAUGGGGAGUUACCAGCCUGACCCUACCGCCGUCAUGGGCGCUGCCUUUGACUACCAGCAAGGCAUGCUAGACCCAGCGCUGGUCAGCAAUGGCGCCGAUAUGACACUUUUUCCCGAUGGCUUGUCCCUCGACCUGUGUGCGAUUCCACCCACAACUUUCGAUGAGUUGAACUUGGUUCCACACAAUCUGGCCGGAGAAAACUCUGGCAAGAUCGACUCGCCUGACAAUAACAUGCCCGCCAACAACGCCGGUGCAGGGCCUCUACCAGCUGGCCUAGCGGUACCAAGCGCCCAUAAUGCCGGUAGUACCCUGACCGAAUUCACAAAGAGACGCAACUGGUCCCAGCGGGUCAUCGAAGAGCUCAAAGAUCUCAUGUAUAUUUUAACCCCGGAUGGCCGGCUUAUGUACGUCUCGCCCUCGGUAAAGACUCUUACAGGCUACGACGCGGCUGAAGUCGUGGGGAAGUCUAUAUCGGAUUUUCUGCAUCCCGAUGAUUCCAACUUGUUCAUUCAAGAAUUCAACGAAAGCAUUGCAACUGGAAACACUUUACGCCUCUUCCACCGAUUUCGUACAGCCGAGCAGAAAUUUCGAAUAUUCGAAUGUCAUGGCCACCCUCAUCUCACCCACGAAGUUGGGCAGUCAGAGUUCCCGGGCUUUCCUGUCAGCCCUGCUGGAAUCUGUCGAGGCUUUUUCAUGAUGGCAAGACCGUAUCCGACCAGGAAUUCGGAGCUUCUGGACUCUUUUCUUGAACACAAAAUAGAAAAUGUCCGACUUCAGGCUCGGAUUGCCGCCUUGAAGCGGGAAGAAGCCGAUGAGGCUGAUGCUCCGCAAGAGCACUACCACAAACAAGCAGCCACCGCCAGCUCCCGGACACCGUCUAUCUCUGCAGACAUGACGCCGGCAUCGCCAUCUGUAACUUCCAAGCAGGAUUUAUUGGAUUAUAAUAGCAUGCCGCCACCCGCCAAGCCUACAGUCUCAAAUAUUGCUCUUACCAGGGAGGCUCUUGACGAAGCACAGGCAUUUGCUCGGCCUGACAGCAUCCGGGACAAGAUGGCGAGAUAUGAAGGCUCGUCUCAUGUUGACUCCAUCGAGAUGAUGACCGGGCUACGGUACCGCGAGGGUGAGAGAUCGCACGGCAUAUCAACUGGAGGCACUUCACCUGCUCUUAUCCGCGGCGAUGCGGGAAUCCAAAUUCCUCUCGAAAAGGCCGAGUCACGUUAUUCCUACUCUGACAAAAGACAGAAGAAAGUCAAGAGCGCCGACGAAUACGUCUGUACAGAUUGUGGCACUCUCGACAGCCCUGAAUGGCGUAAAGGUCCCAACGGACCGAAAACUCUUUGCAAUGCCUGCGGUUUGCGGUGGGCGAAGAAAGAGAAGAAGAGAACCGGCGCGAGCGCCAACGUGGAAACGGCUUCUAAUGUCGCGAAUGUUUCCACGAACGGAGCCAAUGCAGCACCAACUCCAGCGCCUUCCGGUUCUACGCCCAUCAAAGAGUCGAGUUCGACUGAGUCGUGAGGCUAUCAACAGAGCUGGGGGCGGUAAUGAGCUACGGAGUGCGCGUGGAUUCCGGAUCCCUCGGAUGCUGGUACAUCAAUCUGGGCAUUUCUUGAGGGCGGCAAGCCGUCAUCAGCUUUCUGCUGGUCAAAACUCUCGUCUUAUCUGGUUCAAUGCGUCGAUGCGGCCAUCUUCAUCGAAGAGGACUCCGCCGGCACCAAGCUGGACAUUUCGCAGGGGCUCAUUGGCCCUCCGCCUGUACCAAGACGGCAUUUGCCCUCAUUUCCAACCACUCCGAAGUCAUGACAGAACCAGAAAUGCAGCAAGCCGACCGCUCAAAUGCGGUUUCCGCCCAGUGGCAAAAUCUUGAGUGCUUGGUGGAAGGCCUCCCGCUCCCCCUCUCCUCUCCGCCGUCCCGUCCGGCUCGUUUAUCCGGGUGGGCGCCCACCCGCCACUUCCGCCGUUGGCCCACAUCAACAGAACCACACGCGACAAGCCACAGCUGGUUAUGUACUUCUACAACGUACAAUACUAGCCACGAGGCAUGCUAUCCGUUUAGCCGUGAUAGUAAGGUAUGAUGUGGCAACAAACCGGCAUCUCGCAUAUAACUCCCUAGCAACAACACGCCUCUUCCUACACACCUAUGAUCACCCUACGAGAUGCUGCCAUGCCACGGACCGCCCGUGCCUUGUCGACCAAACCUUGUGUUGAUGUAAGAGGAUCUACCGCUCUCUCUUCACCUGGGGUCACUGGUUCAGCAACACCAGCACGGGACGCACGCCCCUCCCUACCCUCAAACGAACCAUCUUUCGGGGAUAUAUAACCGCAUGUGCGUCAAGCACAAAUACAUUUGUCCGUUUCAUUUGAUGUCAUAACGAAGACGAAACGAACACGACCACGGAUACGCACACAAACACGAUUGGCGAUGUCUUUCCUUUGUUCCUCUUUUUCUUUCUUUGCCCUUAUCUCGGCGGAGCAACGGCCAUGGCAAUGCCUUGAAUAGAAGCCUUGAGCGGUGCUCAGAUGUAUUUAUUUCUCUCAUUUUCUAGAUGUUGGCGUGGAGGUUGAUCUUAUGGUGACACUAUUGUUGCAUUGGCUCGCAAACGAAAAGCCAUGGGGGCGCGCGGGUGCUGGCCGCUUGUAUAUUCUGCGAGAUCUAACAUACCAUUGCUAGGUAUCUAACAUGCCGAUCAAUAGCAGAUGGAGACUAUGAUGAGACAAAAUCACGGUGUAGCACAUCAUUCCUGUUCAGUGCAGAGAUGCCUGAGACCCAGUACCUCCCUGGUUCUGUAGCAUAUUACACAUUGGACGUACAGGAGAUCCCCUUUUCUUGACCAUUUGGUCUCCGUAUCAUAAAAUCCAACAGACUGACAGACCCCUUCAGGUUUAC
Molecule: messenger RNA, 3143 nt
Organism: Exophiala dermatitidis NIH/UT8656
Lineage: Eukaryota; Fungi; Ascomycota; Eurotiomycetes; Chaetothyriales; Herpotrichiellaceae
Exons: 2
Coding region: 260-1774 (504 amino acids)
Biological process (GO): regulation of DNA-templated transcription
Molecular function (GO): protein binding; zinc ion binding; sequence-specific DNA binding
Source: RefSeq, a predicted model, not a curated record